This is a messenger RNA of Oncorhynchus mykiss (rainbow trout), 1026 nucleotides long. RefSeq names its product odorant receptor 131-2-like. Gene Ontology annotation, cellular component: membrane. Gene Ontology annotation, biological process: G protein-coupled receptor signaling pathway; detection of chemical stimulus involved in sensory perception of smell. NCBI's taxonomy places the organism in Eukaryota, Metazoa, Chordata, Actinopteri, Salmoniformes, Salmonidae. Gene Ontology annotation, molecular function: G protein-coupled receptor activity; olfactory receptor activity; odorant binding. The record is from RefSeq and is a predicted model, not a curated record.
AUGCAGAAUCUGACCGACCUUCCAGGCAAUGCCAUCAACUCACAGAAGAGUCUGUCUGUGAUAAUCAAGGUGUGUGUGGUGAUCCCUUUCUUCUGCAUCUUUCUCUACUGCAUUGUGGUCAUGCUGCACACCUUCGCCUCCCACAGACAAUUCCUGGACAACUCCCGAUACAUCCUGUUUGCCUACAUGCUGAUCAAUGACACUCUGCAGCUCCUCUCCUCUGUCCUCCUCUUCCUCUUCAUUGUUGGCAACGUGAAGUUUGCUAUCGUCUACUGUGCCCCUCUACUCUUCUUCUCCACCUCCACCUUCCACAACACCCCUCUGAUCCUGGCAGCUAUGUCCCUGGAGCGCUACGUGGCCAUCUUCUAUCCUCUGCAGCGUCCAGCUGCCUGGCACGCUGACCGUAUCUGGAUCAUCAUCCUGAGCCUGUGGCUGGUCAGCUGCAUCCUGCCCAUUGUGGACUUCUCUCUGGGAAAGCCUCAGCCUGGCGUGAAUGUCCUCUCCACCCCGGUGCUCUGCAGAACCAUGGUGCUCAACUCGUCCCCUGUCCAGACACUGUUUAAGAUGUCCCUGAAUGGGCUGUUCUUCGCGGUGGUAUUGGCCAUCAUCAUGUUCACCUACAUGAGGAUCCUGCUGGAGACCAGGAAGAUGCGUCAGGACCGGGCGUCGGUGGCCAAGGCCAUGCAUACAGUGCUGCUCCACGGCUUUCAGCUACUUCUGUGCAUGAUCUCCUUCACCCAACCGGUCACAGAGAGCCUCAUCAGUGUGUACUCCGGCUUGCUGGCCGAGCACAUCUCCUUCUUCAUCUACUUCUGCUUCAUACUGCUGCCGCGCUUCCUUAGCCCGCUCAUCUAUGGCCUGAGAGAUGAGAGCUUGAGGUGCUACGUGAUGAGAGAUGUACUGUGCUGCUCACACAAACACAGGUUCAGCGUCAAGGUCAGGGUCAGCCCCAGAGCCCCGGCCACCACACAGACACUGGGUCAGGGUCAGCCCCAGAGCCCCGGCCACCACACAGACACGGGGUAA